UUAUCUUGAACUAAGUGACAUCUUAGUAGAAAGUGCUUCCGCUGGAUAUAUUUUCGUUUUGGGUAUAAUUAUAUUGGAGAAUGGCAGAUAUAUCAAGUUUCUGGGGUCCUGUCACAUCGACCACAGAGUGGUGUGAGAAGAAUUAUGUCUAUUCUUCUUAUAUUGCAGAAUUUUUUAACACAGUAUCGAAUGUACCUUCCAUAAUCUUGGCUCUCAUUGGGCUUAUAAUUUCCUUGAGACAACGGUUUGAGAAGAGAUUUAGUAUUCUUCAUUUAUCUAACAUGAUACUUGCCAUUGGUAGCAUGCUAUUCCAUGCCACAUUACAGCAUGUGCAACAGCAAAGUGAUGAAACUCCAAUGGUCUGGGAGAUACUCCUCUACAUCUACAUCCUAUACUCUCCAGAUUGGCACUACAGGAGUACAAUGCCCACAUUUCUGUUUCUCUAUGGUGCAGUCUUCGCCAUUGUCCAUUCACAGUUUCGGUUUGUCAUUGGCUUCAAGGUGCAUUAUGUGAUCCUCUGCCUUAUCUGCAUCCCCCGGACGUACAAGUAUUAUAUUUACAUUGAAGAUGUGGCAGCAAAGCGGCUUGCCAAGCUCUACAUUGGAACUCUAAUUUUGGGAAGUAUUUGUUGGUUGUGUGAUCGAUUGUUAUGCAAGGUAAUAUCACGCUGGUAUUUUAACCCACAGGGUCACGCAUUGUGGCAUGUUUUUAUGGGAUUCAACUCCUACUUUGCCAACACAUUCUUGAUGUUCUGUCGUGCUCAGCAACGGGGAUGGGCCCCGAGGAUCAUCCACUUCCUUGGGUUUUUUCCCUAUGUUAAGAUCCAGAAGCCAAAGACCCAGUGAAUGAUGAUUACAAUGAAUAGCUUCUCAUUUUUUUUUUUUUCUGAGGUACUUAAUUGCUUUCCCCAAGCUGAGCAAAAGCAUGCAAGUAGUCAAGAGUUUCUGUUUUAUUCUUCUAAGUUGUAAAUGGUGAUCAAAAACUGGUGAUUGUCUGGGUUCUCAUUAGAAGUCUCAAGUGUAAACCUAGCAUGUGCACAAAGAUGAGAUCAGGUGGAUCUUGGUAGGUUUUUUGUCUUAAGAGAUUUUAUUUUCUUUCUCCAUUUCUUUAGAAACAGUCGAAAGGUAUUUUGUUAUUGAUCACAGGAAAAAGUUUGUUAUAGGGAAUCUUGAUCCAAAUGGUUUGAGAGUUUGCCUGGAACUUUCCACAGCC
Molecule: messenger RNA, 1212 nt
Organism: Macadamia integrifolia
Lineage: Eukaryota; Viridiplantae; Streptophyta; Magnoliopsida; Proteales; Proteaceae
Product: alkaline ceramidase-like
Exons: 2
Coding region: 81-845 (254 amino acids)
Biological process (GO): defense response to other organism; ceramide metabolic process; response to salt stress
Cellular component (GO): membrane
Molecular function (GO): hydrolase activity, acting on carbon-nitrogen (but not peptide) bonds, in linear amides
Source: RefSeq, a predicted model, not a curated record